This is a messenger RNA of Salvelinus namaycush (lake trout), 2894 nucleotides long. RefSeq names its product probable E3 ubiquitin-protein ligase HERC3. Gene Ontology annotation, molecular function: ubiquitin protein ligase activity. Gene Ontology annotation, biological process: protein ubiquitination; ubiquitin-dependent protein catabolic process. The coding region runs from base 130 to 2703 and encodes 857 amino acids. The transcript has 19 exons. The record is from RefSeq and is a predicted model, not a curated record. Lineage: Eukaryota; Metazoa; Chordata; Actinopteri; Salmoniformes; Salmonidae.
UGAGACUUUCUGUAUGUCAUAUGGUUGGUUGCGGUCAUAUAAACCCAUCAUUGAGUCGGACACAUCGGCAGGUGCCUCUCCUUCAAGUGUUAGAAUCUGUAUGGACUAGUUUAAGAAUAUAACACAACAAUGAUUUCAUGGGGAGAGGAUAGUCGUAAUGGCUUUGGUUUAGUGAAGCCGAAUGGUUUAGAUACGACCAAAACGGAUAUUAGUUGCGUUAAUUUGAUACACCUUAAAUCUAAAAUUCAGGGUCUGUCCGCAGGUAACAGUGUGGUCGCGUUUAUCAGAAAUAAUGGGAGACUAGUGUCUGUCGCACGGAUUCAAGAGGACCAAGAUGGGAGAAGAAUCACAGGGAAACUGAAGAGUGUGACAUGUAAGGAGACGAUUCGGGCUCUGAGUUGUGGAGAUUCUCAUGCUGUUUUACUGUCUGAAGAGGGCCGGGUUCUUUGCUUGGACAAAGCCAAUAUUCUCAGACCAUUGGAUAACCUAUGUAACCGACAGGUAACUCAGGUUGCAUGUGGAGACCAGCAUUCAAUUUCACUAACACAGGAUGGUCAGGUGUUCACAUGGGGUCAGAACACCAGCGGUCAGCUGGGUUUGGGGUGGGGCGAGCUCAGCGCCAUGUCCCCCAAGCCCCUGAAGUCUCUAUCAGGGAUCCCCCUGGUUCAGAUCACUGCAGGGGGAGACCACAGCUUCGCUCUGUCCCUUUCUGGAGCUGUGUUCGGCUGGGGCAAGAACACCGCCGGGCAGCUGGGACUAGGGGACACAACAAACAGACAUGCCCCAGCUCCUGUUGAUUGCCUGAAUCUGAAGAAGACUGUUUGGAUUUCAUGUGGAGGAGAACAUACUGCCGUUCUGACAAAGGGAGGUGUGGUGUUCACAUUUGGCUCAGGCCGCUAUGGACAGCUUGGACACAACUCUCUCCGAGAUGAACUACAACCUCGAGUGGUGGGGCAACUCUGGGGGUCAAAGGUGACCCAGAUAGCCUGUGGAAGACACCACACAUUAGCAUUUGUGGGGCCCUCCAAUAAGAUCUACUCAUUUGGGCACGGAGAGCAAGGGCAGCUGGGAAAUGGAGUAAAGAUUGAUCAGUCUGUGCCCCUUCCAGUACAACUGCCAGACCAGAUUGAUGACCAGAAAAUUGAACACAUUUUUGCUGGAGGAAACCAUUCCUUUGCAUUGUGCACUCUUGGUCAGGAGUCUGAAGAAAGGUCUAACAAUCUCAGGUCAAGUGUGGGCAAAGUUGAAGCUGUUGUCCAGCACACACUGCUUCCCUCCCUGUAUGAGGAGCCCAUUGGAGUGGAGGGCUUGAGGGUCUACCUGGUUCUCCCUGAGCUCCUGAGGGUCCUUCACAAACAGCACAGAAGGACAGAUCUCACCGAAGCCGUUGCUGCUGCUAUCCUCAGACUGCACCCCGACAAGCUGCAGGUCCUCGGUGACUGCUGGUCGUCAUUGAAGCCGUCUGUCAUGACCAAGCACAUUGGGAUGUGGAAGAAGGCCCUGUCGGGGAUUCUGAGGAGUGAACAUAUUCUACGCACUCGUGACCCUGGGAUCAAACACCUGCUCCAGGUCCUCGGCCAUCUCCACAGAGUCAAUGUCCAUGCUUCUCUGCUAAGGACUGGCAUGGGGCCUUUUGACAUGUUCCUCAUGGCGGCGCCUGCUCCGUUCUUUGAGCUGAGGCUGAAUAGAGCAUCACUCAUCGAAGACACUUUCCAUCAACUGAGUGUAGCAUGUCCCAGUACCUUCAAGAGGUCCCUUGUGGUGUAUUUUGACGAGGAUGCGAAGCUGACAGAUGUCUACAAAAGGGACUUCUUCCUCCAUUUGUUUAAAAAGCUGUUGGUCCCUGAGUUUGGGAUGUUCAUGUACAACGACACCGAGACGCUGGCCUGGUUCCCUGCAAUGCCUAGAGUGGAGGAGAAGCGUUAUUUCCUGUUUGGGGUUCUGUGUGGGAUGGCCCUGUACAACAACAACAUGGUGCACCUCCCCUUCCCCAUGGCCUUCUUCAAGAAGCUGGUGAACAUCAAGCCCUCUUUAGAGGACCUGAGAGAGUUUAGCCCCAUUGAAGCAGGGGGUUUGCAGAACAUCUUGGAUUGCCCUGAUGAUGAUGUUGAAAACAUGGACAGGACUUUCUCAGUGAUGUGGGGUGAUGUAGCGGUGGAACUUGAUCCCAAAGAAACUGGAAAACUUGUCACAAGUGCUAAUAAGAAGGAGUUUGUUGACACCUAUGUGAACUACAUCUUCAACCAGUCAGUAGAGGUGGUGUUUGAAGAGUUCAGGAAAGGCUUCUUCAAGGUGUGUGACAUAGACGUGGUGGAGUUCUUCCAGCCAGAGGAACUGAGGGGAGUGAUGGUGGGGAAGGAGAAUUUCGACUGGGAGACGCUGAAACAGAACACUGUGUAUGAAGGAGAGUACCAUGCUGGGCAUCCCAACAUCGUCACAUUCUGGGAGGUGUUUGAGGAACUGACAGAGGAUCAAAAGAAAGCAUUCCUGUUGUUCCUGACUGGCUUUGAUCGUGUGCCCAUCCUGGGUAUGAACCAGAUCAGGAUGAGGGUCCAAACCCUUCUCAACUCCUCCCAACAGCAUUUCCCAGAGGCGCUGACCUGUCACUCUCUGUUGCAGCUGCCCAUCUACCCCUCCAAAGAGACACUACAGAGGAGGCUCAUAGCGGCUGUUGGCCACAACAGAGGCUUCUGGAAUGAAUAAUGGGUGUAUAAUGUUGCUGCUGUAUAUACUCCUCUCCUGUGUUCAUCUUUUCAUUGUUCCAUAGUUGGGUUUAAGAUUUGGAUUGUUUUAAUGUAGGGUUGUAUUUCAAAUCCUAACUUGAGAUCUGUGCGGUACUAUGACAUUAUCAUAUUGCAUUCACCAAAUUUUAUUAAAACAUUUAUAAAUCAAAA